GAGUGCUUUACUGUAUAUAAUGAUAACUCUAGUAUUGAUUGCAGUCAUUAUUGUUUAGUUUAAAGACAACUAAAGACUACAACAGUUAUAGUCAAUUGAAUUGUGCCAUAAAUUUGACUGUUUUUGCUUUAUUGUCACCAAACUUGAUCCAUACAAUCGGCAGAUAUUAUAUGAUAAGUAAAGGCAAUGACUAUUUUAACUCAAGGAAUCAGUAACAAGAAGUUAUUGAACAAACCAUCGGACAGUAAGCCAUUGGUUGGUGCGGUCGAGGCAUCGGCUCCUAAGGAUAUAGAGAGUGGUAGCACAGCAUCGUUGGCCAGUAUUAGGAUUCGGGCCCAAAGGGUCAACAAUUUAACAACUCUUUGCGUUACAUUGACAGCACUUAUUGUGUUGACCACUGGAAUUGUUGGCGGAAUCUAUUUGUAUCGACAAUUUGCACAAUACAGGUUGAGACAUUUCCGUGGUUGGUGUACAAUACCAUAUGUCGAACCAAACCAACGUUAUCAUGACUUACAUGCCAUGCAAUCGGAACCAGCAAUUGAAACACACGACUUAAGAGACAAUAAUGGACAACCUCUGGAUAUCGAGUCACUGAUUAAUGAUUUAUCAAAACAAAUGGACGAUACCUUUAGAAAUAAUUUGCCAGAAAUGGAUCACUCAUUUGAUGAAGAAUUUGACAUCGAUGUUGAAUUACAACAAUACGAACGCAUAGAAGUGCCCAACUUUUCACACGGAAGGAGGGGUCGAUUUGUUCACGAUUUUUCAACAAAUAAGACUGGAAUUGUUGACUUGGAUGAGGAACGAUGCUUUGUAUUGCCAUUGAAUCGAAGUCAAGUUCUUCCGCCACAAUCAUUGUUUGAUUUAGUGGUUAAGAUGAAGAGUGGAUACUAUGAUAUCGACACACAAAUUGUCAGAGAUUUGUAUAGAGUAGUGACGCCUCCGAUAACUGAUUUUAAGAACUUAGGCUAUUAUAUCGCUAGAGAAUGCGCUACAUUACCAACAUAUCGAUUGGAAAGGAUAACAUCACCCGUUUACAAGCGAAGUAUUGAUGAAAAUGAAAACAAAAAAGUUAUAUUUUCUGAGUUCGCUGGUAAAGGUAUUCAUGAGUUUCAAAUUGUCAAUCUUCACGACGCAAAGGGCAACAAAUAAUGUACCAUAAGAUAGCACAUCCCAUUCCUCCAAUAUCUCAAAUUUAUAUAUAGUGUUUAUAUAUAGACACCUCUCAAUUACUUGUAAAUUAUAUCUCAUAUCAGAGUUGUUGGUCUUCAAAAUGUUUGUAACCAAAGAGUUUUAUUUAAAGGUAAAUAAUUAACUGCUUAAUAGUGAGUUUGGA
Oppia nitens is the source of this 1333-nucleotide messenger RNA. RefSeq names its product integral membrane protein 2B-like. Bases 187 to 1149 code for a protein of 320 amino acids. Gene Ontology annotation, biological process: negative regulation of amyloid precursor protein biosynthetic process. The transcript is spliced from 5 exons. The record is from RefSeq and is a predicted model, not a curated record. Gene Ontology annotation, molecular function: amyloid-beta binding. Lineage: Eukaryota; Metazoa; Arthropoda; Arachnida; Sarcoptiformes; Oppiidae. Gene Ontology annotation, cellular component: extracellular exosome; Golgi apparatus; plasma membrane.